AUGGAUGGAUAUAAAAGUAGUGCCCUUGAGGAUGGACACUUAAUGAGAGACCGGAAUGAGGAUGGGGAGAGUGAGGGCCAUCAAGCACACCUGGGGAGUCCUAUUCCAGACUACGAUGGUGACUGUCAUCCAUGUGGGGAGGUCUCUGAUCAAAGCCCCAACCUCAUUACAUGUAAGAGUAUACAUUUAGGAGAGAAUCACUCUAAAUCUGGUGCAAGUGGGGAGAUCCUUAACCAGUCCUCCAGUGCUGGUGAUCAGAAGAGGAUUCAUGUGGGGAAAAGCCCAUACACAUGCAAUGAACCUGGGAACAUACUUAGUCAGUCAUCAAGACUACAUAUCACUAAGACAAUCCAUGCUGGAAAGAAAGGUUACAUUUGUAAGGAGUGUGGCAAAGCCUUCAACAGGCACUCAGCACUCAUUCAACAUCAGCGAGUGCACACUGGAGAGAAACCUUACGAAUGUGAAGAAGGUGGUAAAACCUUUAAUGAUGCCUCAUCAGUAAAUGUACGUAGACUAAUCCGUACAGGAGAGAAACCUUACACACAUAAAAAAUGUGGGAUGGACUUUCCCCAACACUCACCUCUUACCACACAUCACAGAAUCCAUACUGGAAAGAAACCUUACCAAUGUACGGAAUGUGGCAAGGCCUUUAACAGUCCCUCACACCUUAGUAGACAUCACAGAAUCCAUACUGGAGAGAAACCUUACCAAUGUAACGAAUGUGGUAAGUCUUUUACCCACCAGUCAAGCCUUAACUAUCAUCACAGAAUCCAUACUGGAGAGAAACCUUACCAAUGUAACGAAUGUGGCAAGUUCUUUAAAUGGCUCAAAGCCCUUAAGGUACAUCACCGAAUCCAUACUGGAGAGAAGCCUUACCAAUGUAAUGAGUGUGGCAAGGCCUUUACCCAGUACGCACACCUUAAGGGACAUCAACACAUCCAUACUGGAGAGAAACCUUACCAAUGUAAAGAAUGUGGCAAAACCUUUACCCAGUACACACAUCUUAAGGGACAUCAACACAUCCAUACUGGAGACAAACCUUACCAAUGCAAAGAAUGUGGCAAGGUCUUUACCCAAUCCUCACAGCUUAAGAAACAUCAACGAAUCCAUACUGGAGAGAAACCUUACCAAUGUAACGAAUGUGGCAAGUCCUUUACUUAUCAGUCAAGCCUUAACUAUCAUCACAGAAUCCAUACUGGAGAGAAACCUUACCAAUGUAACGAAUGUGGCAAGGCCUUUAAGUCUCUCUCAACCCUUAUUCAACAUCGCCAGAUCCAUACUGGAGAGAAACCUUACCAAUGUAACGAAUGUGGCAAGUUCUUUAAAUGGCUCAAAGCCCUUAAGGUACAUCACCGAAUCCAUACUGGAGAGAAGCCUUACCAAUGUAAUGAAUGUGGCAAGGCCUUUACCCAGUACGCACACCUUAAGGAACAUCAACACAUCCAUACUGGAGAGAAACCUUACCAAUGUAACGAAUGUGGCAAGUCCUUUAAGUCUCUCUCAACCCUCAGUCAACAUCGCCGGAUCCAUACUGGAGAGAAACCCUACCAAUGUAAAGAAUGUGGGAAGUUCUUUAAAUGGCUCAAAGACCUUAAGGUACAUCACCGAAUCCAUACUGGAGAGAAGCCUUACCAAUGUAAUGAAUGUGGCAAGGCCUUUACCCAGUCUGCACACCUUAAGGGACAUCAACACAUCCAUACUGGAGAGAAACCUUACCAAUGUAAAGAAUGCGGGAAAUCCUUUACUCACCCCUCAAGCCUUACCAAACAUCACCAAAUCCAUACUGGAGAGAAACCCUACCAAUGUAACGAAUGUGGCAAGACCUUUACCAAACACGCACACUUUAUUGGACAUAAAAGAAUCCAUUCUGGAGAGAAACGUUAGCAGUGUGAGUAACGU
Messenger RNA from Suricata suricatta (meerkat), 1899 nucleotides. Its product is annotated as zinc finger protein 345-like. The record is from RefSeq and is a predicted model, not a curated record. The transcript has a single exon. Bases 1 to 1884 code for a protein of 627 amino acids. Gene Ontology annotation, molecular function: DNA-binding transcription repressor activity, RNA polymerase II-specific. Gene Ontology annotation, biological process: negative regulation of transcription by RNA polymerase II. Lineage: Eukaryota; Metazoa; Chordata; Mammalia; Carnivora; Herpestidae.